CUCCUAUUCUCUCAUGCAGCCAUCUCCGCCUACUCAUACGGUUAACAUUUAUUGGGGUGGCAUAGUAAGAAGCCUACCUUUUCGAGGUCUUCAUCUCUGUCCACGACUGUCACACUGGAAUACUUGCUCGGUUUCAUAGUAACCAUGUCUUUUGCAGUUGGUCAGCCAUGGACUACCGUAUGAUUGUAGGUAAGUUCUCGUUUUGUUGUUGACAAACCUUAUACCUCACAAGUAAUCGCAACCCGACUGUCUAUCUAUAUAUGUCUGUCUUCUCAGCCCAUAGCCUUAAGGCUCAGAUGCUUGCCUUGUACUUCGAGGGCGCGGGUUCGAGCCAGCGUAGGGGACCGGACCACCCUCGCAGUAUCCUUCGCCCACGCGUGCUGGUUGGUGGUUGCGCGACAGCGAAGAGUCGAUACUGUGUACCGGCGUACUGCUGAUAGCUGUUAUAUGUCCCUCAUUGCCAGUUGUUUAAAAUACAUUCACCUGACUAAACAGAUUCCCAAACUGAACUACAAAAAUUGUCCAUCUAAUCACUUAGCAGGUACUCUGUAAUCGGAAUCGAAUGACACUGCUUCCAAUGGCGAGGUAUCAAUCCUCAUCCUCCACCUCCUCCUCAUCAUCAUCAUCCUCAUUCUCAACAACAGUACAUGAGCCACUUGAACUGAUGCUUCGCUGCCGUACAAUCACGGUGACCUACGGAACGAAGCACAACAAGAGAAAGAGAAGGGGACCUAGAGAAAAAACCUUAAUGAACUAAACGAACAGUCAGGCUCAAGGCACCUACACAUUGUCGACAACCUACCGUCACAAACAGCUGGCUACCGUGCAAAGGCAUGGCGGCAUCGCGAGACAGCUUCCUUGCGGCUUUCACUGCCCCGUGUCAUAAACAGCCAUUACCCUGCAGAUAACUCAGCACCAAACAUUUUAAACAGGCUGUCCGACUAAGAGAACAAUAGUCACGCCACUCGUAUCGACUUUUAGCCAUAUGCUCCAACAUCUCAAACCAAGCACAAUGCGGGUCACGUGGACUCCAGCCUGGAAGGCGAAACGGACCAACGACUCCGAGGUUGUUUGUCAGUGACUUCAUUCCCCGUUCCCGACUUAAUUUUUGCCCACCUCCGGCCACCCAACAAGGCUCUCCUUAGUAAGCGGUGACCGGGCAUACGUAGUACGUGCCCAAGUAAACACAAGUUAUUCAGUGCCAUCUGUUGUUCUAAGGAACUAGCUUCCUUAUCACUGCUCAUGGCUUGCCUCCGCACAUCAUCGUUGCGGGAACGUUGGUGCUAUCCGACAUCAGCCAUGCUUCUCAGACGUCGACCAUCAAAGACUUGCAGGCGCCUCAGAUCUUCAGACCGAAGGGGCCAAGUCUCAUUCACAUAGAGUAGGACGGCCCUCACUGUGGCCCUGUAAGCACGGCUUUUUCGAUGGAAGGAAGCUCUUUUCUAACGCCACAGAUGCCGCAUAUUCAACAACGCAGUUCUAACUUGUAAUACGAGAACUGACUUCAAUGCUUAUGCGUCCAUCAUUGCUAAUGCAGCUGCCAAGGUAAGUGAAUAGAUCAAACGUCUCGAGAUCCUUGACACCCAGAGCUAAGGGGUCAUCAAAUAACCGAUGGCCCUGUAACAACACUUUACGCUUUGAAAGUGCGAAGCGUAUACCGAAUAAUGGGACCAUUUUUGAGAACUUAUUCAGGGUUGAUUGAGCCGCCCAACAUGGUUACAUAGCAUAAUGAUAUGGUCCACAUAACUAAGUACAAAUAGCGUCUCACUAGGCGGGACCUCAAUGCCUAUAUAGUGCGGCCGCGCAAGCGAUCUCUCCAUGAUGCAGUCCACGACGAGGUUGAACGUAAAUGCGGAAAUCUUACCGAGGGAAUGCGGGUCAGCAGCAAGAAAACGAUUAAGGACUACGAUGGAGUAUCGGACUUCAGCCUCCGACGCAGUCUAUGAACCAACCGACCAUGUCUCAACCUGGAGCUUUGUAGUAUGAAGAAGUCCAGAAGUGGAGGGACAACUGAACUGCUCUCGAAAGUGAUCCGCCGAAACAGUUACACGGCACUGCUUAUUGUGGAUCAGGGCGUCUGCGCUGUCUGUAAAGCGUCAAACUUCACAAGCGACAAGCUCACCAAAUACAUGGAUCGUGUGGGCACGACGAUAUUGGUACCAAGUUAACGUCCAGCUCAUUGCGGCUGCAAGAAGUCGCAUUGGAAUUAUCUCGUUGGAUCUGGCCAGUUAAAUGUAAUUUCCCGUGGAAAUACACUCGGAUGAUGGAAGAGGAAACCAUGCAUAUGCAGGAAAUGGGGCGAGGCGGAAGCGUGCAAUUGCAACACAUACGGCGCAAUACCAUAGACUGAUAGCAAAUCGGGGAACAAUAAGCUAAACUACCACGUUUGUAGACUGCAGUGACUUGUUCCUAUGCCCCAUACGACAUUCUCCUCUCACAGUGGCCAACACGCCUACUAAGGAAUAUCGACCGGAGAGGCAAUGCGUUUGAAUCAUUUAAAUCGGCUAAUGUAAGGCAGGAAAGAGAACGUCAGAAGCUAACUCACCCUAGACAGACAUGUCAAUUCUGAAAAUUACCGGAAGGCAAAUUUUGGACAGUCGUGGAUAUCCUACUGUAGAGGCUGAUGUAAUUACCAGAAAGGGUUUGUUUAGGGCUGCGGUGCCGAGUGGAGCGUCUACGGGUGCAUAUGAAGCGAUCGAAAUGCGAGACUUUGGCCGCGAGUAUCACGGAAAGGGAGUCAUGAAGGCAGUCAACAAUAUCAACAAAAUCAUAGCCCCAGCUCUGAUAAGAAAAAACCUGUGUGUCACAGAACAGCACGCUAUUGAUGAAUUUAUGGUAAACGAGCUCGAUGGGACAGCCAACAAAACUCACCUGGGAGCGAAUGCAAUUUUGGCAGUAUCAUUAGCGGUCUUGAAGGCGGGCGCAGCGGAGAAA
Molecule: messenger RNA, 2934 nt
Organism: Dicrocoelium dendriticum
Lineage: Eukaryota; Metazoa; Platyhelminthes; Trematoda; Plagiorchiida; Dicrocoeliidae
Source: the annotation of a GenBank genome assembly